AUGAAUACCACACCACGGCCCCCGGCGGAUGAGAGAAGCUGGCAGAUGGUGCACGACCAAGUCUUCAAAGCCAUGUAUGGCCUAGAACCCGUGGAGGCCAGGUACAUUCCGGCCCGAGAGAAGCUGAUAAGCCAUGCUAAAUUCAUUGACAAAUAUUUCAAUGUCGCUGAAUUAAUUUGCUUCAACUUUAACACGGCGCACGGGCAAAACAGCUGGAGUCGCACCGACCAUUCAUGGAGGGACAAUUGGCACACCCUCAGAGGUGAGGUAACAGCCCAAAUCUUUUGGAAGGCCCGCCGACAAUAG
Podospora bellae-mahoneyi is the source of this 306-nucleotide messenger RNA. RefSeq lists its product as uncharacterized. The transcript has 2 exons. The record is from RefSeq and is a predicted model, not a curated record. The coding region runs from base 1 to 306 and encodes 101 amino acids. Lineage: Eukaryota; Fungi; Ascomycota; Sordariomycetes; Sordariales; Podosporaceae.